AUGUUAACUCUAAAAGGAGGAAGCCGGCCACCAUGGGUAGGUUUAGGAGCAUCAGUUUGGGUUCAAAUUGCAUCAGGAAACACCUUUACUCUUCCUCUUUACUCACACUCUUUGAAAUUUGUCUUGGGUUUCAACCAAAGACAAGUUACACUCCUUGGUGUUGCUAAUGAUAUUGGAGAAAAUGUUGGCUUGCUUCCCGGAAUCGCUUGCAAUAGACUCCCGCCUUGGCUUAUACUUUCUGUCGGUGCUUUUACUUCUUUGGUUGGUUAUGGUAUUCUUUGGCUUGCUGUUACCCAAACACUCCCUAAUCUUCCUUACUUACUGCUUUGGUUUGCCCUUGUUAUUGCUUCCAACGGUAGUGCGUGGUUAACCACCUUGGUUCUAGUAGCCAGCAUGAGAAAUUUCCCUGUUAGUCGAGGCAAAGUGGCGGGAAUCCUGAAAGGUUAUGGAGGGCUUAGUGCUGCGGUUUUCACUCAAAUUUACAGUGUGCUGCUUCAUAACGAUUCUUCUAAGUUCCUCAUGUUGCUGACAAUUGGUAUUCCAGUUGUUUGUUUCAGUAUGAUGUUUCUGGUUAGGCCUUGUACACCGGCUUUGGAUGAAGACUCCUCAUCUAGUUCUCAUUUUAUCUUUAUCCAAUGUGCUAGUGUCAUCUUGGGUGUAUAUCUUCUGCCACCAUAA
Lathyrus oleraceus (garden pea) is the source of this 678-nucleotide messenger RNA. Its product is annotated as protein NUCLEAR FUSION DEFECTIVE 4. Gene Ontology annotation, cellular component: membrane. Bases 1 to 678 code for a protein of 225 amino acids. The record is from RefSeq and is a predicted model, not a curated record. Lineage: Eukaryota; Viridiplantae; Streptophyta; Magnoliopsida; Fabales; Fabaceae. The transcript has a single exon.